Nyctereutes procyonoides (raccoon dog) is the source of this 2029-nucleotide messenger RNA. RefSeq names its product cell growth regulator with ring finger domain 1 (gene CGRRF1). The record is from RefSeq and is a predicted model, not a curated record. Lineage: Eukaryota; Metazoa; Chordata; Mammalia; Carnivora; Canidae. Bases 20 to 1018 code for a protein of 332 amino acids. Gene Ontology annotation, biological process: negative regulation of cell growth. The transcript has 6 exons.
CUCAGUUUAGGACAGCCUGAUGGCUGCGGUGUUUCUGGUUACGCUGUAUGAGUAUUCGCCGCUUUUCUACAUCGCGGUGGUCUUUACCUGCUUCAUCGUGACCACCGGCCUGGUAUUGGGAUGGUUUGGUUGGGAUGUUCCAGUAAUUCUGAGAAAUUCAGAAGAGACCCAGUUCAACACAAGAGUUUUCAAAAAGCAAAUGAGACAAGUCAAGAAUCCUUUUGGCUUAGAGAUCACUAAUCCAUCUUCAGCUUCGAUUUCAACUGGCAUAACUUUGACAACAGAUUGCCUAGAAGAUAGCCUCCUUACAUGCUAUUGGGGGUGCAGCGUUCAAAAAUUAUAUGAAGCUCUGCAAAAGCACUUUUAUUGCUUCCGAAUAAGCACUCCCCAAGCACUGGAAGAUGCUCUGUAUAGUGAAUAUCUCUAUCAAGAACAGUAUUUUAUUAAAAAGGACAGCAAAGAAGAAAUAUAUUGCCAGUUACCAAGAGAUACUAAAAUCGAAGACUUUGGUACAGUACCCAGAUCUCGCUAUCCAUUGGUAGCACUUUUGACUCUAGCUGAUGAGGAUGACCGAGAAAUUUAUGAUAUUAUUUCCAUGGUGUCAGUAAUUCAUAUUCCGGAUAAGACUUAUAAACUUUCCUGUAGAAUAUUGUAUCAAUAUUUACUCCUGGCUCAAGGUCAAUUUCAUGAUCUUAAGCAACUUUUCAUGUCUGCAAAUAAUAAUUCCACUCCCUCCAGCAAUCCCUCCCCAGAAGAAAAAAGCAUAGACCAAAGUUUGCUGGAAAAGGCUGGGCUGUCUGAAAGUGAAGUGGAGCCUCCUGAAGAGAACAGCAAGGACUGUGUUGUUUGCCAGAACGGGAGUGUGAACUGGGUGCUCCUGCCAUGUAGACACACGUGCUUGUGUGAUGGCUGUGUUAGGUAUUUUCAGCAGUGCCCAAUGUGCAGGCAAUUUGUUCAGGAAUCUUUUACGCUUUGCAGUCAAAAGGAGCAAGAGAAAGACAAACAGAAAGCUCUUUGAGGGAGUCAUUACGCCUGAAAAGUAUACUUUCCACUGAAGAUGUAGAAAUUUGUGUUCCUGGAAUUAAUCACAACAUGGAAUCUACAGUGUUGUCCAUCAAUGAAAAUCCUGUUUUAAACUUCGCAUUUGUAUGGUACAUUGAUGAUGAAAAUUAAUUCGUUCUUGUUCAGUAUGAUAAAUACUAGAAUACCAUCUGUGUUAAUAUAAAAAUUCAUUCAACCCUUGAGAAGAAUGUAAAUGUUUGGCCUUUUAUCAGGUAGAGGAUUUCAUAGAAUGUUGAUUAGGAAAAGUCUGAAAAGCAGUCCAUCUAAAGUUUGAGGAGGGAAAAGUCAAGAUUUCUGAAUGUUUUGCCUUUGACAUCAUCUAGAGUGCAAUUGGGGAAAAAAAACUGAAUUCUUCCUAAAUUGCAUGCUCCCCAGUUUAUAAAGAAGUUGGAAAGAGAUUCUAGAUCUUUUCCUAAAAUAACAGGUUUUAUAAAUAUCCAUCUAAUUUUCCUUUUAGUCACCUAAACACAAGUCUUAAUUUUAAUAUAACUUUUUAAAUCAUAAAUGCAAGAUACAAUUCUUGUCUUCUCUCAGUGUAUCAUAGAUUAAAAUGAUACUCAUCUAUAGGAAGCAGAUAUAUAAAACUUGGAUAAUAAAAUUUCUUGGAUAAUUAAAUUUAUUGUCAAAUAUGAUUAGGUUAGCGGAAUGUGACCUAUCAGGGAAGAUCUGUGAGACUCGGGAUGCCUUACCUUAGAUUUCCUCCUGCAUAACAAAUCCAUCUAAAAUUGGAGAGCUUUUAGAGCCAGAAAAACUGCUAAGAGAAACAACUAUAUUUUUCUACUAGUUUUGUUCCAAAUAAACCCAUAUCCUCCAGAAUAGUAACUGAUAGCCAAAAAGCCCCAUCACCAUGCUUUCUAAGAUGACCGAGAAGAAAAAGGUAGAUCAGAGCUUUCUAUGUCUUCAGGGAAAAUUACCUUCAACUCACCAAGAAAUUAGAUCAUGGCAAAUAAACUGAACUUCAGGGAAA